AUGAAUGAAACAAAUUGUAAAGCAACAAAUAUUGCUAAGGAAAUGUUUAAUAAGUACCAUAAAUCAAGAUCUUAUAUGUGUUAUAGUAAAUGUAGGGAUGAAAUUAUAGAAGCUUUACAAGAAAGAAAGUUGUCAAAAUAUGUAACGGUGGAGAUAUUAAAUAAAAUGAUUCAAUAUAUUAAAAAUUUAAAGGAACAAUCUACUGAAUUAAUUUGUGCAGCUUUGAAGGAAAUUCAAAAACAUCUAGAUCAUCAGAUAGAGGUAUUAAGAGUGGAUAAUUUUAGAUCAUUUACAAGUUCAAAGAUUCUAAAACAAUUUCCAGAAUUAAAAAUUGAAACAACUAUACUUCAAGAGCAUACCACAAAUGGAGUAGUUGAAAGGUGUAUUCGUUCAAUAAGAUUAUGGCUUAGUAAAGAAGAAGAAAGAGAAAAGGGCAGGAAAAGUUUUGAAAGAAGACUUGAAGUAGUUACCAAGCAUUAUAAUAGAAGUAAACAUUCUUCUACUGGUGAAAGACCAAGAGAUGUAAUUUUUGCAUUUUCUUUAAAUGGGGAAAAGAUGGAUGAAGAUGAGAUAAGAUUAAGAAAAUUAAAGAUGGAAAUUAUUCAAAAUGUAAAUAAUCCAGUAGUUUAUAGAAAAAUGAAUAAAGGGAAACCGAAAAAUGCAAUGGGAAUUUUAAAAUCUGUAAAUGUAGAAGGUGAUACGGUGAAUAUUGAAGAAGAUAACAAUCAUAUUAUUAGAAGACCAAUAUUAAAAAUCCGUACCUUCAAUUCGAAGGAAGGGAGAAGUUAA
Molecule: messenger RNA, 789 nt
Organism: Strongyloides ratti
Lineage: Eukaryota; Metazoa; Nematoda; Chromadorea; Rhabditida; Strongyloididae
Product: Integrase, catalytic core domain and Ribonuclease H-like domain-containing protein
Exons: 2
Coding region: 1-789 (262 amino acids)
Biological process (GO): DNA integration
Molecular function (GO): nucleic acid binding
Source: RefSeq, a predicted model, not a curated record